This is a messenger RNA of Aplosporella prunicola CBS 121167, 1005 nucleotides long. RefSeq lists its product as uncharacterized. The record is from RefSeq and is a predicted model, not a curated record. Lineage: Eukaryota; Fungi; Ascomycota; Dothideomycetes; Botryosphaeriales; Aplosporellaceae. The coding region runs from base 1 to 1005 and encodes 334 amino acids. The transcript has a single exon.
AUGCAGAGGUCAAGCUUAGAACGCUUACCGACCUAUCCGGAGUACAUUGCUGCGAGCGCCACUUUGGUCGCUUUACGAACUGCCAUUGACCCCGAAGCCCUGAGAAACGCGUUACCGCGUGUCACCACGCCAAACGUCUUCAAUUUGAGUCGCGAGAAUGCUUUUGGCGAGGUCGCAAAAACCCUUGAAUUGUUCGACCACUUCCAUAGCAAGUUACUACGGCACAUCAAGGUGAACAUUGGAGACAGCUGUGGUUCUAAGGUUAUCGCGGAAUAUAUGUCGCAAAUCCUUCCCGAAGUCGACUUCAAGGACGGGGUACCAAGGGUAUCAAAUCUGGCAAUUUAUGUCUUCCUCGGUCUGUGCCGCAUGGUCCAAAAGCUCAAGCCGCUCGAAUAUGUUCCGCAUACUACCAGCGAGGGACUUUUUGAUAUAUUUUUAUCUGAGCUCGACAAGGGCUUGGAAUUAUCGGAGAAAAAAACAUUCCUUUCAGAUAAGUUCGGCAUCACCGCGGAAGGUACCCGAAUUUGCAAGGUUCAUGGCUGCGGCCGAAUGGGUCCCGUCGAAGAGAGUGGUUUCGUCUUGCCCAUCGAGAUGCAGGAAAGAACCGGUAUUGCCAGCAGUGAGACGCUUGAAAACUUGCUUUAUAGCCCUCACAUUCUCCUGGAAAAGUGCGAGAAAUGUGGCGUUGAAGAGGUGGAAUUUAAGUGGGAUGUGUUUACCACUACGCCGGAGUAUAUCAUGCUCUGUAUUCGACGAACAGAAGAUAAAAAGAGCAUGGAGCUUCUGGUGGACGCACCUGUACGCAUCCAACUGGUCAGUAGAGGUACGAUCAGCUAUCACGCCAAAGUGAUCAUCGAUGGUUCUGAUACGGCUUACACUGUCACAAACAGUGUUUGGACCCGGUUUCGUGAUGAAGAAGUGGAAAAGCUGGGCGAGAGUGCGGAAGUCAGCAAACGUCUACGGGGUGCUACUCAGCUUGUUCUCCUUGAAAAGGAUAGUGGCUGA